AAAAACAUCCCAAAUAUCUUGUCCUACAUUUUUUAACAAAAAGUCAUCUAUACCAUCACUUAACUUACCACCAAAAAAACAACAUGGCUGAAGAGAAGAAGCACCACUUUGGUCUCUUCCACCACCACAAAGACAAGGAAGAAGACACCCCCGUCGAGAAAACUACCUAUGGAGAAGCACCAUAUGGUGAGAAAACAACAUAUGGAGAGAGUGAAAAAACUAGUUAUGGUGAUAAUACAUAUGGCGAGAAACCUAGCACAUAUGGAGAUAACACAUAUGGUGAGAAAACUAGUUAUGGUGAUAAUUCAUAUGGCGAAAAACCUACCACCUAUGGAGAUAAUACAUAUGGUGAGAAAACUAGUUAUGGUGGGGGAGAUACCUAUGGAGACAACAAAUAUGGAGCUGAGAAAACUACUUAUGGAGAUAGUGCAUAUGGAGAGAAAACUAACACCUAUGGUGAAAAUACAUAUGGUGAGAAAACUAGUUAUGGUACUGAAGGAGGUGGCUAUGGAGGAGCUGCCUACUCAUCUGAGACUACUAAUUUUGAAGACACCACAAAAAUCAAAACUGCUGAGGAUUAUAAGGAAGAGAAAAAACACCACAAGCAUCAUGAACAUCUCGGAGAACUCGGGGCGGUUGCCGCUGGUGCCUUUGCCGUGCAUGAGAGUCACAAGGCAAAGAAAGACCCAGAGAAUGCACACAAGCACCACAUAGAGGAAGGAAUAGCAGCAGCAGCUGCAGUUGGAGCUGGUGGAUAUGCAUUCCAUGAGCAUCAUGGGAAGAAGGAAGCUAAGGAAGAACAAGAGGAAGCUGAGGGAAAGAAGAAACAUCAUUUCUUCUAAUUUUCCUCAUGAUAUUUAAUUAUCUCUUUGUUAUGAUCUUCUGUGCUGCUCUAUCCUUUGUUACUGAGCACCAAUAAAUGAGUUGUAUGUGUGUUACAGUACUCUUGUGUUUGAUGUAAGGGUUACUUUUAUACACCUUGGUCAGUUUGGCGUUUCAAGUCGUGUACAUGUUGUUCACUUUGCAGUGUGAAUAAUACUAUAUCUUGUUAAUACA
Messenger RNA from Lycium ferocissimum, 1056 nucleotides. Its product is annotated as stress protein DDR48-like. The record is from RefSeq and is a predicted model, not a curated record. Lineage: Eukaryota; Viridiplantae; Streptophyta; Magnoliopsida; Solanales; Solanaceae. Bases 84 to 842 code for a protein of 252 amino acids. The transcript has 2 exons.